Messenger RNA from Rotaria sp. Silwood1, 726 nucleotides. The record is from the annotation of a GenBank genome assembly. Lineage: Eukaryota; Metazoa; Rotifera; Eurotatoria; Philodinida; Philodinidae.
AUGAAGCUUAACAUUGCUUAUCCAGUAACAGGUUGUCAAAAAUUAAUCGAUAUUGAUGAUGAUCGUAAACUACGGCCAUUCAUGGAAAAACGCAUUGCUCAAGAAGUUGAUGCUGCUUGUUUAGGUAAUGAAUGGAAAGGUUAUACAUUACGUAUAACAGGUGGAAAUGACAAACAAGGUUUUCCAAUGAUGCAAGGUGUUUUAACAAAUCAACGUGUACGUUUAUUACUUGAUAAACGUCAUAAAUGUUAUCGUCAACGACGAAAAGGUGAACGUAAACGUAAAUCUGUUCGUGGUUGUAUUGUUGAUGGAAAUUUAUCAGUAUUAGCAUGUGUUAUAACUAAACGUGGUGAACAAGAUAUUGAUGGUUUAACAAAUAAAACAAUUCCACGACGUCUUGGACCAAAACGUGCAAAUCAUAUUCGUAAAUUAUUUAAUUUAAGUAAAGAAGAUGAUGUUAGAAAAUAUGUUGUUAAAAGACCAUUAACAAAAGAAAGUAAAAAACCACGUGUUAAAGCACCGAAAAUUCAACGUUUAAUUACACCACGACGUAUUCAACGUAAAAGACAUAUGUUAUCAUUGAAAAAACGACGAGCUGAAAAACAACGUGUUCUUCAAAAUGAAUUUGCUAAAUUACUUCAACAAUAUGCUAAAGAAAAACGUGAACGUAAACGUAGUGAAUCAAAACGUCGUUCAUCAUCACGAUUAUCGGAAUCAAAAGCAUAA